CAAAAAAACUCCGGCCCACUUGGAGUUGGAGCCCGUGGCAAAUCCAUCCAUCCAUCGCCUCUGCCUCGCCUCCACCACCGAGAUGCCGGGGCUCACCGCGCCGGCGAGCUACUCCGACGAGCCGCCUCGCCACCCCGCCCUCAAGAUCAACUCCAAGGAACCAUUUAAUGCUGAGCCUCAUCGAUCAGCAUUAGUUUCAUCUUAUAUUACCCCGGUGGAUUUCUUCUACAAGAGAAACCAUGGACCGAUACCAAUUGUGGAUGACCUCUCAAGAUACAGUGUUUCCAUUACUGGUAUUGUCAACAAGAAUGUGCAGCUGUCCAUGGCUGACAUUAGGAGUCUCCCAAAGUAUGAUGUAACUGCAACGUUACAGUGUGCAGGCAACAGGAGGACUGCAAUGAGUAAGGUACGGAAAGUGAGAGGCGUUGGGUGGGACAUAUCUGCUCUUGGAAAUGCAACAUGGGGAGGAGCAAAGCUAUCUGAUGUCCUUGAACUAGUUGGAAUACCUAAACUCAGCUCAGUCACAUCUUUAGGAGGCAAGCAUGUUGAGUUUGUCAGUGUUGACAGGUGCAAAGAAGAAAAAGGUGGUCCCUAUAAGGCAUCAAUUCCACUAAAGCAGGCAACAGAUCCUGAAGCUGAUGUGUUACUUGCAUACGAAAUGAACGGAGAGACCCUAAACCGUGAUCAUGGAUACCCACUUCGUGUUGUUGUACCUGGAGUAAUUGGCGCACGCUCUGUAAAAUGGCUUGACAGUAUCAACAUAAUUGAAGAAGAAUGCCAGGGUUUUUUUGUGCAAAAAGAUUACAAGAUGUUUCCACCCUCCGUAGACUGGGACAAUAUUAAUUGGUCAACUAGGAGGCCACAAAUGGAUUUCCCUGUGCAGUCUGCUAUUUGUACCCUGGAGGAUGUGGAUGUUAUCAAGGAAGGGAAGGCUAGGAUUGCUGGAUAUGCAGUCUCAGGUGGUGGCCGUGGCAUUGAGAGAGUUGAUAUAUCUGUCGAUGGGGGGAAAACAUGGGUCGAGGCUCAUAGAUAUCAGAAAAGCAACGUGCCAUACAUAUCUGAUGGACCUCGGAGUGAUAAGUGGGCAUGGGUUCUAUUCGAGGCUACAUUAGACGUUCCAGCAAACGCUGAGAUAGUAGCUAAGGCGGUGGACUCAGCAGCAAAUGUUCAACCUGAAAAGGUGGAAGACGUAUGGAACCUGAGAGGAAUCCUCAACACAUCUUGGCAUCGGAUCAAAAUACAGAAUUCUUCGUGCGUGGGAAGAUCCAAAAUGUGAAAUAAGUAAACUGCUUGGAAUCAGAAGUCAAGAGUUUAUAGUGCCCGGAAUAAUAAGUUAUUGCAGCAUUCGAUGAUUCUCGCAGACUGUGCUCCUGUACUAUAGUACUAUGUUGGAAUCGUGUUGCUGGCCUGGGCUUAUAUGAGACGAAACACAAUUUUUGGGAGUGAUGUUAAGAAGAUGAUUAAUACGUACUCCAGUAUUUAUGUUGUCUUCUAAUGGAAAAUUUGCAGUUCUUGUGCUCCAUAUGAUAAAAGAAAAAACUCAGUAAAUUCAGUUGCAAAGAUGUGACAAGACAUUAACAUUCCCCGCAUAUGUGGAAAUGUAAGGAUUUCAGCAUGCGUUGACACU
This is a messenger RNA of Oryza sativa Japonica Group (Japanese rice), 1627 nucleotides long. Its product is annotated as sulfite oxidase. Gene Ontology annotation, cellular component: mitochondrion. Gene Ontology annotation, biological process: sulfur compound metabolic process. Gene Ontology annotation, molecular function: molybdopterin cofactor binding; sulfite oxidase activity; heme binding. The record is from RefSeq and is a predicted model, not a curated record. NCBI's taxonomy places the organism in Eukaryota, Viridiplantae, Streptophyta, Magnoliopsida, Poales, Poaceae.